Molecule: messenger RNA, 2170 nt
Organism: Solea senegalensis (Senegalese sole)
Lineage: Eukaryota; Metazoa; Chordata; Actinopteri; Pleuronectiformes; Soleidae
Gene: has3
Product: hyaluronan synthase 3
Exons: 2
Coding region: 443-1429 (328 amino acids)
Biological process (GO): hyaluronan biosynthetic process; extracellular matrix assembly
Molecular function (GO): hyaluronan synthase activity
Source: RefSeq, a predicted model, not a curated record
UACAAGUUCUGAACCAUUCUGUCAACAAAUAAUUUGCCUUCAUCCAAAACAAGAGUUUCACAUGUCCCUUGUUUGUGUUAGUGUUGCGUGGAAAACCACGUCACCACAGCUGUGACGGUAAAAUCACUGAUUCUCUCUCUGGGCUUUGGUGUUGGAGAGUGAGCGGUGAAUUCAUGAAUGAGUUCUUAGCUUCUUAACAUUCCAAAGGCAUGGACCUGCAUCACAAAGUCAACUUGUUCUUCAAGGCCAGCUGGUGCUGUCACUGUGGGUCAAAGGUCAUGUCCACAGAGCUGACCUCAGGGUUGCUAAGCAGAUUUAAUGAAGCAACUGGGAUCACUGUGUGUGUGUGUGUUUGUGUGUGUGUGUGUGUGUGUGUGUGUGUGUGAGUUGUCUCCAGGUGUGUGACUCAGACACAGUUCUGGAUCCAGCCUGUACCAUUGAGAUGCUAAAGAUCCUGGAGGACGACGCCAUGGUGGGAGGAGUCGGUGGAGACGUACAGAUCCUCAACAAGUACGACUCGUGGAUCUCCUUCCUCAGCAGUGUGCGAUACUGGAUGGCCUUCAACGUGGAGCGUGCCUGCCAGUCGUACUUUGGCUGCGUCCAGUGCAUCAGCGGCCCUUUGGGCAUGUACAGGAACUCCCUGCUCCAGCGCUUCCUGGAGGCCUGGUACCACCAGACCUUCCUCGGCUCCAAGUGCAGCUUCGGCGAUGACCGCCACCUCACCAACCGGGUGCUCAGCUUCGGCUACAAAACCAAGUUCACGGCGCGGUCGCAGUGCCAGACGGAGACGCCGACGCAGUACCUGCGCUGGCUCAACCAGCAGACUCGCUGGAGCAAGUCAUACUUCCGCGAGUGGCUCUACAACGCUCUGUGGUUCCACAAGCACAGCCUCUGGAUGACCUACGAGUCUGUGGUCACCGGGUUCUUCCCCUUCUUCCUGGUCGCCACCGUCAUCCAUCUCUUCUACCGUGGGAGGCUGUGGAACAUUCUGCUCUUCCUAUUGACGGUGCAGCUGGUGGGGAUGGUGAAGGCCACCUACGCCUGCUUCCUGCGCGGCAGCCUGGUCAUGAUCUUCAUGUCCCUCUACUCCCUCGUCUACAUGUCCAGUUUGCUGCCCGCCAAAAUCUUCGCCCUGCUCACCAUCAACAAGGCCGGAUGGGGAACUUCGGGCCGCAGAAAGAUCGUGGUCAACUUCAUCGGCGCCGUGCCCGUCACGCUGUGGACUCUGGUGCUGCUCGGGGGUGUGGCCUACACCGUCUACUGUGAAACACAAGAGCCUUUCAGCGAGACCGAGAAAGCUUUGCUGAUAACAGGGACGAUCCUCUACGCCUGCUACUGGCUGGUUCUGCUGUUGCUCUACCUCGCCAUCGUGGCCAAGCGCUGCAACAAGCGGGAGGAGCAGUAUCACCUGCCGUAUGCUGAGGCGUAGACGCGCACAUGAACCCAGAGACUGCGGGACACUUGCGCGAGGUAAACCAAAGGUCCUUGUCCACCGCAUGCACUGCUGGAGGGAGGAGCCAUGAACUGGAAAGCCACGCCUUCAUCACUGGUGCUAAAAUACAAACAAACCCUUGACAUGACUGUAGCUCCGCCUCCUCUCACAUCAUUCUCUCUAAAGGUGCUGCCAACGCGGGGGUUUUACGUUUUUAAGGGGGCAGUGUGGUGCUUUCAUGGAUUUAAACAGACAAAAUGAGGAGUUUCUUAAGCGAGGAGUUCAUGCUAGCGUGUUUACGACUUCCUGGUCACAAAAGUUGGAGAAAUUAAAUCUGAAUCUGUGUUUUUAUUUUAUUUUUUUCUUAUACGAAACCUAUUUUCUUUUUCUCCAUGAUUUUAUAAUCUUAACUGAAUAUGGAAAGUGUCGCAGCGCAUGUGAGUCGUCACAUUCUCGCAAGAAAACGAGCACUCGACGCAGAGGAAGUGAAGACAACGUCGACCUCCAUUUUACAGUCACAGAGGUUUAAAGACUGACUUUACGUUGAAAUUUAUUCAUUUUUCAUUCAAAUUCAUUUUAAAGUUAGGAAUUGAUUAUGUGCUGCGCUUGAAUAAUUAUGGGAUGCAAAUAGAGCCGUGACAAUUAGAUAAGAAGAUAAUGAUUAUCUUCACGAAUAAUCGAUGAGUAGUUUGGUCCAGAAAACGAUGACGUUCUCAAACGUCUAUGUUUUUGUCUACA